AUGUUAUGCCUACUUGAUAGGAAUGAUUUAAUCAUUCCUAGCAAUCAGAAUUCUAUGCUUAAAGAGAUCGUCAAAACUUUGCAACCAUUUGAAGCAGCAACUCGUGAAAUGUCUGGUGAGAAGUAUACGUCUGCUUCAAAGAUAAUUCCUGUGUCAAAGGCAUUGCAAAGACUGACAUCAUCGCAAAUGGAUCAAAAUGGUUAUUUGUUGGCACAAAAUCUAAUCUCAGAUAUGAGAAUAUGGUUUCUGAAUAUCGAGGAACAUGAACUAUUAGCCCUAGCAACUUUACUCGAUCCUAGAUUUAAGAAGCUAGCGUUUGCUAAUAAAGAAGCAGCAGAUAAGGCAGCUAGGUACAUAAUGGGGGAAAUAUCAAGUCUAGAACCUAGUUCACUCUCUACAGAUACAGAUGUCUCACUUACUUCUGGCCCAUCCUCUGAAAGCCCUUUAUGGCAGUUCUUCGAUCAACAAGUUUUAGAAGUGUCUUCACAAAGAACUCCCAGCAAUACCAUCUAUACAGAAAUGCAGCAAUAUUUAAGAUCACCUGUACAGCUGAGAGAUAUUGAUCCUUUGCAGUGGUGGAAAAACAACUCACUUGCUUAUCUCACACUUGCUUUGGCUGCUUGCAAAUAUCUUGGAAUCAUUGCUACCUCUGUACCUUCCGAAAGGUUGUUCAGCAAAGCUGGAGAGCUUUUGUCUGUCAAAAGAAGCAGGAUAAAAGCAAAACACGUUGAUAUGCUCCUAUUUUUGAAUAAGAACUCAGACUAG
Molecule: messenger RNA, 765 nt
Organism: Amphimedon queenslandica
Lineage: Eukaryota; Metazoa; Porifera; Demospongiae; Haplosclerida; Niphatidae
Product: zinc finger BED domain-containing protein 4-like
Exons: 1
Coding region: 1-765 (254 amino acids)
Molecular function (GO): protein dimerization activity
Source: RefSeq, a predicted model, not a curated record